Messenger RNA from Dothidotthia symphoricarpi CBS 119687, 342 nucleotides. Its product is annotated as H+-ATPase G subunit. Bases 1 to 342 code for a protein of 113 amino acids. NCBI's taxonomy places the organism in Eukaryota, Fungi, Ascomycota, Dothideomycetes, Pleosporales, Dothidotthiaceae. Gene Ontology annotation, molecular function: proton-transporting ATPase activity, rotational mechanism. Gene Ontology annotation, biological process: proton transmembrane transport. The transcript is spliced from 4 exons. Gene Ontology annotation, cellular component: vacuolar proton-transporting V-type ATPase complex. The record is from RefSeq and is a predicted model, not a curated record.
AUGCGAUCGCAGUCCGCUCAAAACUCCGCGGGGAUUCAGACGCUGCUUGACGCCGAGCGUGAAGCUCAAAAGAUUGUUCAGCAAGACCGCACGAAGCGAGUGAAGGACGCCCGAAACGAGGCGCAAAAGGAGAUUGAGGACUACAAGAAGGAGAAGGAGGACGAGUACCAGAAAUUCGAGAAGGAGCACAGCUCUGGCAACGAGAAGGCGGAAGAGGAUGCGAAGAAGGACACGGAUGUCAAGGUGAAGGAGAUUGAGGAGCUGGGCAACAAGUCGGGCAGCACGGUCGUAGACCAACUUAUCGCGGCUGUAACGAACGCAAAGCCAGAGCCCCCGAAAUAA